CGCCCCUUUGCCCCCCUUCUGAUGCUACACGAGCAACACAGCGCAAGAUCCCUUUUCCGCGUCCAUCUGGGUUCUCUAUCCAGCAGGCGGCCGCCACACAACUCUCCCCCGCUUCUCUUCCCCAUCUCAACAGCACCAGCUCUACAACGGUAGCCUUCGUCUUCCCGUCCAGGCCCAACUUCCUCCUCUCCUCCUGGUAAUUUGGAUCUAGUCCCGUCCGCGGCAGACCCACCCUUCUGAUGCUGAUAUCUACGAGUUUGUAAUGGCAGACAUGGUUACAGAAUUGGACAAGGCAGGGGCAGGGAAGGGAGAGAACUCCACAAAAUCGACAGAGACAUACAUUGUACCUGAAGAUGAUGGUUCUUCUCUACCAAAUUUUCCUAGUGAAAAGGAACCUGUUGGCCAACAAUCAAUGAUAGAAGGAAGACUAAAACCAGCUGGUAAUAAUUAUCAGGAACUAUCUUCUGAUAGAACUGAAAAGAGUACAGAAAAACUACUGGCAGAUGAAUGGGAUAAACAAAACAACUCAGUCGACCAUCCACUGGUAGUGCAGCAAGCUGAAGAACAAAACCAGUUGCAUGAUAAUGUGGAAAGCCAUGAAAUGGUAAGCAACAAUACCAGCAGUGGAACUGAUUCAGACAGCAGCUCAGGGAGUGACUCAGAUAGUGAAAACGGAAAAUACUUUUAUCCUAAAAUUGAGCUAUUGGAGACUGCAAAACAACCAGAGCCUGGAAUGAAAUUUCAAACCCUUGAAGAUGCGUACGGAUUCUAUAGUACAUAUGCUCUCCUAAAUGGGUUUGAGGCAAAGCGUGGUACAAAUUAUAUGAGAAAGAAGUUUAACCUCGUAUGCAACAGGAAUGGUAAACCGAGGGCAACUGAUGACCUGAUCAGAAAGCGGAAGAGAAAAUCUAUACAGAAGACAAAUUGCCAAGCAAAGGUGAUAGUGAAGCUCAUUAAGGGGGGCCAAUGGGAGUUCAUAACAGUUCGUAAUGAGCACAACCAUCCGCUAUGUCCAAGCGCUUCCCUGACAAAAUUCUUCUUGAGCCACAAACACAUAUCAGCUGAAGAAAAGUCAUUUCUAAAAAUUCUGCAACGAACUAGGAUACCUCCCACUAAAGUGAUGAAGAUUUUUAAGAGAAUGAGAGGCAGUUCUGGAAACAUACCAUUCAAGAAAACAGAUCCAGUCAAUUCACUUUGUGCGGAACAACAUAGAAAGGAAAUCUCAGAUGUUGAAAGAACGUUAAUGUACUUGAAGGAACUGGAGCUUCGGAAUCCGGGUUUUUGCUACACGAAGCAAACAGAUGGAGACAACAUAGUUCGGAGUAUUCUCUGGACUGAUGGAAGAUCGAGGAUGGAUUAUGAGAUUUUCGGAGAUUUCUUAUCGUUUGAUACUACCUAUACCACAGAAUGGCAUAAUAUGUCAUUUGCUCCAAUUAUUGGAAUAGAUAACCACGGGAGAACCCUCUUGUUUGGAUGCACCUUGUUACAUGACGAGAAUGCUGAAAGUUACAAAUGGAUGUUCCGAACACUGUUGCAUGUGAUGGGAGGAAAAAUGCCAGGAUCAAUUAUAACAAACCAGGAUGAAGCUUUGGCAAAAGCAAUUGCAGAAGUCAUGCCACAAGUAAGGCACAGGAUUUACAAAUGGGAUGUAAUAGGGAAAGCACAGGAAAGGAUAGCAGCCUUCAUAGCAGAAAGAGGCAACCUAAAAGCAGAGUUGGAUAGCUUGGUUGACAACUCACUGACAGAAACAGAAUUCGAAGAAGGGUGGGGUGCACUCAUCGAGAGAUACCAUGCAAGUGAAAACGAGUACCUACAACUCAUGUGGCAAACGAGGAAAAAAUGGGUGCCUGUUUAUUUCAGACAAGAUUUCUAUCCAUUCGUUGAAUCACAUGGACAUUGUGAAGGGAUGAACUUAUUAUUCAAAGACUACGUGCUUCCUAACGACAGAAUAGAGAAGUUCAUUGAAAGAUAUGAGGAGAUACAAAAGAAGAUACUAAGAACGGCUGACGAAGAUAGACUGCAAACGGGAACUGUACCUUCAUGCUUCUCAUUGCAGCCAAUCGAAAAGCAUGCGGCUAAUAUUUACACAAGGCCAAUAUUUCUGAAAGUGCAGAGAGAACUUCUUCAUUCUACUGCAUUUAACGUGCAAGAGGUACAAAGAGGGGCUGUUUACCGCCUGGACAAGGUUUUCAACUACGAGAAUCCAGAGUUUGAUAGAAAUAGCUUUGAAGUGAUGGUUGAAUCUGGCACCAAGGCAUUCAAAUGCCCGUGUGCAAAGUUUACCAGGGACGGGAUACUGUGCUGCCACAUAUUCCGACUUUUCACACAGUUUGGAAUCAAUGAAAUACCAGGGCAGUACAUAGUGCCCAGAUGGACCUACAAAUUCAAAGAAGAGAAGGAAAAGCAGUACAAGGAAAAAUGCUUAGUGAAGACGGACAAUACAGCGAGAUAUGCAACGUUUAUGAGUAAAAUGGCCGACCUUGGCAAAAAAGUAUGCAGCGAUGACACAAAAUACAAUGCAUUCGUGCUUGAAUUGGAUAGGAUUCAAGAGAACUUUGCAAUGGAAGAAGGUGAAAAUCCUGAAAAUAAUGUCAGCUAGACAUCAGGUGUCGUUGAGAAGAGCAGGCAAUAGAAGCAUCGGCAUCAACUACAGGGCAGUGUCCCCCAUGUAUAUUGCGGCGCAGCUGAAGCUGUGUCUGGCAUGCAUGAAUCAGGAUUUGCAGCAGCAAUGGUCCCUAGAGAACUAGGAGAAUACCCAUAUGCCCAGGAUGAAGUAGUAUUGAGAUGAUGUUUAUUUAGUUUAUCUAAUAAGAUAGAGAUAAGAGUCCAGAAGAACUAGAUAGCAUGCCUGUUGUCUGUUAGAUAGACGCUUGUGAGCUAUAUUUGGUGAAUCUGUUUGACCCUGCAGUUCAUGUGAUUUUUUGUGCAGUUUGUGCUAAAUGCACUGUGGCCUAAUUGCAACAAGUCUGAUAUAACUUCUGAUCCAGCA
This is a messenger RNA of Lolium perenne, 2989 nucleotides long. RefSeq names its product protein FAR1-RELATED SEQUENCE 5. The record is from RefSeq and is a predicted model, not a curated record. Gene Ontology annotation, molecular function: zinc ion binding. Gene Ontology annotation, biological process: regulation of DNA-templated transcription. Lineage: Eukaryota; Viridiplantae; Streptophyta; Magnoliopsida; Poales; Poaceae.